AUGCCAUCCCCAGCACAGAUCAGAUUCGGAUAACAACAUCUUUGAAAAGCCAAAGGGGAUCAGUGUGGACAAAAACCAAGUCAACAUUCGAAUUUUGGGAAUUGGAAGUCGCCUUUCGAAUUACGGGAAGAGGUCGCCUGGGAGCUGAUGGAUUGGCCAUCUGGUUUACAGAAGAGCAAGGCUUGGAUGGGCCUGUUUUCGGGGCAGCGGAUAAAUGGAAUGGAGUUGGCAUUUUCUUAGAUUCUUUUGACAAUGAUGGGAAGAAAAACAAUCCCAGCGUGAUCGUCGUUGGCAACGAUGGCCAACUUCCAUAUGACCAUCAGAAUGAUGGUUCCACCCAAGCCUUGGCAUCCUGUCAGAGGGAUUUUCGGAACAAGCCCUAUCCCGUUCGACUCAAGAUAACGUACUACCGGAAAACCCUUACAGUAUUAAUUAACAACGGUUUUACUCCGGAUCGGGAUGAUUAUGAAUUUUGCGUCCGAGUGGAUGAUACAGUGUUACCUUCCUCAGGAUAUUUUGGAAUAUCUGCAGCAACUGGGGGCCUCGCAG
Messenger RNA from Eurypyga helias (sunbittern), 549 nucleotides. RefSeq names its product protein ERGIC-53-like. NCBI's taxonomy places the organism in Eukaryota, Metazoa, Chordata, Aves, Eurypygiformes, Eurypygidae. Gene Ontology annotation, cellular component: endoplasmic reticulum membrane; COPII-coated ER to Golgi transport vesicle; endoplasmic reticulum-Golgi intermediate compartment. The record is from RefSeq and is a predicted model, not a curated record. Gene Ontology annotation, molecular function: D-mannose binding. Gene Ontology annotation, biological process: endoplasmic reticulum to Golgi vesicle-mediated transport; Golgi organization; endoplasmic reticulum organization. The annotation marks the transcript as partial. The transcript is spliced from 5 exons.